Molecule: messenger RNA, 2494 nt
Organism: Pimephales promelas (fathead minnow)
Lineage: Eukaryota; Metazoa; Chordata; Actinopteri; Cypriniformes; Leuciscidae
Product: transmembrane protease serine 5
Biological process (GO): proteolysis
Molecular function (GO): serine-type endopeptidase activity
Source: RefSeq, a predicted model, not a curated record
UUUUUUAAUAUGUCAAUAUAGUUCUAGUAUUUUACAUCAAGUUAAACUAAAUGAGCAUUCAUUUUAUUUCAAGUAACGGAAAUUUUUAGUAGUUUUAUGAUAUAUAACCAUUUCAAAGGAGGCUGGUGACGCUUUGCCUUCCCUUGGCUUGUCCUUUUAGUGUAAUCUGACGUCGUAACUGAGUUAGUUUAAUCUUGUUUUCAAUCUAACUGCUCCCAUUACAGAUUGCACGUCUCCUGUUGACUUCCAGCACCUUACACGGAGGAAUCCUGUAAUGUGAUCGGGCAGGUAAAAACCCUCCUGGGGUGAAACAGGAUUCACAGCCUUAAACCACACGAACAGAUACACUCAUAUGCACACAUUUUCCAUAUGAGGUUGCAUCAAACGUGUCAUGUUUUACAUCUUUAUUAUGUCUGUUAAGUAUACACAUAUGCAAAGCCCUACAGGUAGGGUGGAUGGAUGGAUGCUAACAUCAUGUUUUCCUCCCCUCAGUCAUCAUGAUCUGACCUGUGCUGAGUCACUGGCUUUGUGUUGUUUUGUGACCCAUCAGUCGCAGUAUAACUUACCCUCAGUCGCUCAACUCUGACCCCGUCUAACAAUAAUCAGCAUGCAUUUUUCAUCAGCCUUGGCGACUGCUAUCCAUUACAGCCGAACCGCUCUUCAUAAAAAUUCCUGAGCGGCGUUAGACACGGAUGAAAUGCUGUUGAAGUAGAGGAAGUGACUCUGGGACACAAUGAAACACGGCGAGCAUCUCAGCGGAAAGAAAGGAUGGUGGAUGCUGUUGUUCUUUUGACACUCAUCCAAGGUUUCUGGACUUUCAUUAUUGCUUGCGUGUCCAAGUGUCAUCUAUUGUUGGAGGCACUAGAAGAAUGGCCUCGUUUCUAUGAACGCAUGAGCCGACACAAACUAUGGCUUUUGUUCAGGGUUUCUAUAAAAUCAGCCCUGCAAAAGACAACCAGGAGCCUCUGCAGUCCUUCCCAACAUGUCCUCCUCCAUCCACUGGGAUUCCUCCAGAUCUGCUGUCCACCUGCCCGAGGCUUUUGAACACGGCUCUUCCUCUUCUCACGGCUCCAAUAAUGACGGACGUUCCUCUCACCUUGAUACCUGGAACUGCAUCAAGAAGCCCGGUUGUCCAGAGUCUCACAGAUGUGUCUCCGCAGCCGACAGAGCUCCCUCUAUACGGAGCAGAAAGUGCGUCCAUACAGUUUCCUCUCCCUCUUGUUACGCUGUAUCCGUCCACACAUCCACGGGUCUCUCCCGGUUGUGUCCAGCUGCUGGGAGUCUCUGAAUUGGCUCCCUUCACACUGUCGACACUCAUGCCGCAUCUGCCCCGAUUACCACCACCUGACAGCGGCUCCUCGCCCCUCACAGACCCUAGAGCCUCCUCCAAAGAAGAAGACAUCAUCUUACAGGAAGGAGGCAUUAACAUUAGUGUUUCUAAAAACUCCUCUACAGAUGGGGCAGUGAAGUUUGUGUGUUUCCCAACCAAAGCGCGAGACACCCCUGCUGGCGGCUCACAGAACUGCACCAUCACACCGGCGCCCGGUGUCUAUUCGAUGAAAUAUCCAGCCAACGACACCGUCAACGUUUCCUCAGAUUGCUCCACAGCAAUGAAUGCUGGGUCUCGUGGGAUGCGUAUUGUUGGGGGUACGGAGGCUGCGAAGGACCAGUGGGGGUGGCAGACCAGUUUACACUGGCGUGGCAAACACGUGUGUGGAGGAUCCAUCAUUACUUCUCACUGGGUCGUCACUGCCGCACACUGCUUCGUACAAUAUGAUAUGAUGCUGGAGUCUGAUUGGAUCGUGGUUGUUGAUACUGUCAGUGUCUCGGAUUCAUCCCAGGGCAAGCGCUACAACACACUGCAAAUCCACCCACACCCGCGAUUCUCAGGGAACAACAACGACUACGACCUGUGUCUGCUGCGCACGCAGACUGAGAUGGAGAUGGGAGAUGGAGUGAGACCCGUGUGUUUACCACGUCUGAGCGAGUCUUUUCCUCCUGAUUCCCCAUGCUGGGUCACAGGUUGGGGUUACACUCACGAAGGAGGGUCGGUGUCCUCACACUUGAGACAGGCUUUAGUUCAGGUGAUCGACCAGUCCGUAUGCUUACAGUCCAACGUCUACGGCUCCCAACUCACUCCCAGAAUGCUUUGUGCUGGCGUUAUGGAGGGAGGAGUGGACUCCUGUCAGGGUGACAGCGGAGGUCCUCUAGUGUGUAAGACUGAAGCUGGUGAUUGGAGGUUGGCUGGUGUGGUGAGUUGGGGACAAGGAUGUGGAAGACGCAAUAAACCAGGCGUCUACACCAGAAUCACUCAGCUUCUCCAGUGGCUGGAUCAAUACAUCAGUGAUAAAAAUGAAGAGGCAUUCUCAGUGGCCACCAUAAAGGAUAAUAACUUUUGAAAAUUCAGUUUUAAUCUUACAACAGAUAAUUGAAACCUUGAAUAGAAGCAGAUAUCAUCUGUAAAAUAGGCAGCAAUAAAAGAUCAUUGCAUCCA